This is a messenger RNA of Oppiella nova, 348 nucleotides long. NCBI's taxonomy places the organism in Eukaryota, Metazoa, Arthropoda, Arachnida, Sarcoptiformes, Oppiidae. The record is from the annotation of a GenBank genome assembly.
UUCAGAGCCGAAGCAUUAGCCGCAGCUGACAUCGGAGGCAAAAGUGAUCCCUUUUGUGUCCUCGAUAACGUAAAAGAUAUUCACUCUGUUUUGGAAAUAACUGUUUAUGAUGAGGAUAGAGACAAAAAAGUAGAAUUCUUAGGCAAAGUUGCCAUUCCUUUGCUAAAGAUUAAAAACAAUGAGAAAAAGUGGUUUGGAUUAAAAGAUAAGAAAUUAUUAAAUCGAGCGAAGGGACAGAUUCUGUUGGAAAUGAAUGUGUAUUAUAAUAAGGUUAAAGCGAGCAUCAGAACAUUCAAUCCGAGGGAAACCAAAUUUAUAAAACCAGAGCAAAGAUUUAAAAGAAUAGUA